Messenger RNA from Lindgomyces ingoldianus, 462 nucleotides. RefSeq lists its product as uncharacterized. NCBI's taxonomy places the organism in Eukaryota, Fungi, Ascomycota, Dothideomycetes, Pleosporales, Lindgomycetaceae. The transcript is spliced from 6 exons. The record is from RefSeq and is a predicted model, not a curated record. The coding region runs from base 1 to 462 and encodes 153 amino acids.
AUGAGGGUGGUACGAAGUCCGCUAUUGCGGCCGACAAUUGAUUCGGCUCUGGCACCUUAUAUUGUAUUCAGCUGCAUCACUGAGGCACACUGGGUAAAAGCCCCCCAGCGGAUCGAUGAUGUGUUGUGUUCUCGUGUUCUCCAUGGGAGGAUUGUGGUGUUCAUACCUUCAUCCUACCUGAUGACUAGAAGGGCCGAAACCACAGACCACUCGGACACGGACCAUGUGGCUGGUAUUUUCAUCCUUCGGAUAUGCACGAGGGUUUUGCGGGGAGCGCCGACGAGAUAUAUCUUCCACCCUUUGAGUGCAUCUAUUAUCGUUAACAAUGUACGGGACACAAGAUUGCUGACUUUGAGCAUUCUCCUAGAACGAUGCAAUCUGGAAUUGUGGCUCCCAGGAAAUCUAUUCAUAUCCUUAGGACCAAUUUUUUAUGUUCCUAAAAACUUUGCGAAGCCAUUCUGA